Molecule: messenger RNA, 1178 nt
Organism: Sphaerulina musiva SO2202
Lineage: Eukaryota; Fungi; Ascomycota; Dothideomycetes; Mycosphaerellales; Mycosphaerellaceae
Exons: 2
Coding region: 306-992 (228 amino acids)
Source: RefSeq, a predicted model, not a curated record
GCCUGUGUAACACGCACCGAUGCACUGAGCACUGAGCACAGUUCGCCUGUGCGAGUGAUAGCAUCAUAAUAAAAAAUGGCUCACUCGUGCCCCCUUGGACACACUGCCUGGGCCGCUUGGGAGAGAACUUAUAAGUGUUUUACUCUCUGCCAUGUUUUCCUGGUUUGCUUAUUGUUUUUUGUAAUAUUUUGAACAAAAGUCUCCAUCAGAUCAUUAGGGAGGAAGACUUGUACAGUACAAGCUCACUUGGGGAUAGAAUAAGCAUUCUGCAGAGAACGAACUAGGUACCGAGUUGCUCGAGCAUCAUGGCCGAUUUCAAUAAAUUGCAACCCACGAUAUCAGCCGCCCAACACGUCUUCAACAUCGUCGAACUCGCCGAAGCCAUCUUCCUCCAACUACCCCCUCAAAACAUCCUCGUCAACAUCCAACGCGUAAAUCGCAAAUUCCACCAAGUCGUCGCAGGCUCUCGAUCUCUCCAACAAGCACUCUUCUUCCAACCCAUCACAACCGACGCCCUCCACUUCGUCAAAUCCCCCACCGACAAUCGCGGCGGAAGUUGGCGCGGUCACCACGACCAUCGUGCUCACAAAGUCUAUCAACAUCCUUUUCUGCUGCAGCUUUUCUUGCCGGAUUAUACUACCACUUGCUGUCGACCAUUCCACCAACAACAGAAAAAUUUGCCUCCUUUGAAGAAUUUAAAUCAACAACAACCUGUGCGCCAAGCUGCUAUUGACAGACCGGAAGCUUCAUGGCGAAGACAACUUUUGACGCAACCCCCUGUCUCUUCUAUUUCGUUGCGUGGCUGCGGCGGAGAAAUUGAGAUGAAGGCUGCUGAUGAUGAUGUUGGUGUUACUUUGGGUCAGGCUGCUAGUACACUAGAGGGAAGUUCAGCCGCGGAUUGGACGAUUAUGGAUUGGUCUUUGUGGAAGAAUUUUUGUCAGGUGUGGAAACAGAGCUCGACGAUGGAUGCGUUGAGAGUACUUCGGGAUUGAUCUUUUGGAAGAACUUGAAAACGGCUUUUGAUGGGGGGAGUGUGUGUGUGGGUUAUUAGCAGGGUGUUUUCCGGUUAUCGCUUUUACUAUCGAACACUUUCUUCUUUUGCGGUUGGGACUUUUCUCUGAGACAGACUGUCAAUUCUACUUUUACCUACCUUACCUAUCAUAGUAAAUCACCUCGCC